Molecule: messenger RNA, 1350 nt
Organism: Emys orbicularis (European pond turtle)
Lineage: Eukaryota; Metazoa; Chordata; Testudines; Emydidae
Gene: CHST8
Product: carbohydrate sulfotransferase 8
Exons: 3
Coding region: 1-1350 (449 amino acids)
Biological process (GO): proteoglycan biosynthetic process; carbohydrate biosynthetic process
Cellular component (GO): membrane
Molecular function (GO): sulfotransferase activity
Source: RefSeq, a predicted model, not a curated record
AUGCAGUUCAUUUUCCUGGGUCAAAAGUGGAUUGGUUUGAGAACAAUAAUUAUGAGGCUGACGUGUAUGUUCUCCUUCAUCUUGCUGUUUGGAGCAGCGGGACUUGUCGUCUUCAUUCAUCUGCAGGAUCCAGAAGACAUAGUUCAUCAGCAGACACCAGGGAUAAAAUAUAACAUGGGACCCCAACAACCCAAAAAACAGGACUGCACUUCUAGCAACAAUCAUGACGUAAGAAUAAGAAAAAAUUCUGCAGAGGAAUUAGCAAUGGGAAACCAGAGAAGUUCAUUAUACUCACCUGUGAAUGCACCUACUAAGCUUCAAAGUACAGACAGAAAACAAAAUAUAAUGUUUGUGAUGAAAGACCAUCAAAAAAAAGAUGCAGAAGUUAAUCCUAUCGGGCUCCACAAACGGCGAAGGAGAUUUAUCAUUAAGAAGAGCCCUAUACUGAUUGCUAUGAACAGUUCUUCUCUCAACCUGCCUAUGCUUAAAUCUGAGGACAGAAACAACAACAACUGGAAAAGUCUUUAUCAGAUCCAAAGAGAAAGAAAGAGAAUAAUGAGAGAUACUUGUUCCAAAUACAAGAGUAAUAACAGAAGGAUAAUCACUCCUUAUCAUGUUUCCAGAAUAUUUGUAGAAGAUAAAUACAGAAUUCUAUACUGUGAAGUUCCAAAAGCUGGCUGUUCUAACUGGAAACGAGUGCUCAUGGUUCUCAAUGGGUUGGCUUCCUCCACAAAAGAUAUACAGCACAACACAGUGCAUUAUGGAAAUUAUUUAAAAAGGUUGGAUGGGUUUGAUCGCAAAGGGAUUUAUCACAGGCUCAACACUUACACCAAGAUGCUUUUCAUUCGCGAACCCUUUGAAAAGUUGGUAUCCGCAUUUCGGGACAAGUUUGAGCAUCCGAACAAUUACUACCACCCUGUUUUUGGAAAAGCUAUUAUUUCGAGAUACCGUGUCAAUGCCUCCAAAGAAGCAUUAAGGACAGGUUCCGGAGUCAAAUUUAAAGAGUUCAUUCAAUAUCUUCUAGAUGUACAUAGACCAGUGGGCAUGGACAUUCACUGGGAUCAUGUCAACAGGCUUUGCAGCCCAUGUUUAAUAGACUAUGACUUUGUAGGGAAAUUUGAAAGCAUGGAAGAAGAUGCAAAUUUUUUCCUGCAUUUAAUUGGUGCUCCACAAAAUUUAACUUUCCCUAGGUUUAAAGACAGACAUUCCAAUGAAGAACGAACCACCACUAAAAUUACACAGAGCUAUUUUGCACAGCUUUCCCCUGCUCAAAGACAACACAGUUAUGAUUUUUAUUAUAUGGAUUAUUUGAUGUUUAACUAUUCAAAACCUUUUGAAGAUUUGUAUUAG